UGGUGUUGGCGUUGCAGCGUCCAGUCCAUCCGCUCGAUUGACUGCCCCAUGCCAUCCACUGUGAGGGUUAGCCGAUUCAGAGUAUCGGCUAUGGACUGUAAGGACGCCUUGGCGGGAGCGGAGGCAGGGGCAUGGGCACGGGCACGACUCGGUCUAGCGCCGGUUCCGUCACCGGACUUUUUCCGGAAGGUGCUGUCUUGGAUGAUCCAAAUCUUUGUCAUCUUCGUAUCCGGGCCGGCGAUGGAGAUGUCGGCGGGGAUGAUGAGGUCCAUGACGAGGAAGGCGUAUGGCAAGCUCCGCUCAGUGGCGAUGGAGGCGCAAUCCGCCAUGUGGAUCAUCACGAAUUUCGCCCAAUUGAUGGAGGCGCCGUGGAUGAUGGCAUGAAUCGCCUUCAAGUCCUCGUUGAAGAGCGAGGUAUGGCUGCUGUCCCGGGGGCGGAGAAUCUGGGUGAUGAUGUAGAGGAGGAGGCGCUUGUCCGGUGGGGCCGAGUGAAUCGUCGGUGCACCGCUAUGACGGAUGAGGUUGGUGAUCCCAAGCUCUCGGAUGACCACCGCCUCGUUGUUGAGGAUCCAAUCAUCGCCACCAUAGGUUGCGAUGUCGGCACCGCGGAUGGGCAGCCCUGCGACCCGAGCGAAGGUAGGCAAAUCAAUCUCUAUGUCGUAGAGAUUGAUGCUGCUGCGAAUGGUAGGAUCUACCCAUCGAUGGGAAGGUCGCCACUGGAAAGCAAGGAAGGACUCAAGGCUGCCUUCCCAGCGAUGUUUGCAUUUUCCCAUCGAUGGGAAGGUGGCUUCUGGAAAAGAGAACAUGGCCUUCCCAGCGAUGUUAAUACCAUCCCAUCGCUGGUUUGGUAUUUUUGAAAAUCCGUUAAAGAAUUUUUUUAAAAAAUAGUGUCAAAUACCCAGCGAUGGGAGGAACUUCCCAUCGAUGGGUUUGGAGGUUCUGAAACAAAAACAGGACCUCACCCAGCGAUGGGAUAAACUACCCAUCGAUGGGUAAAGGCGUUUUGGAAAUCUGUUAAAAACAUUUAAGUCAAACACCCAGCAAUGGGAGAAAGUUCCCAUCGAUGGGUUGGGAGGUUCUGGAAAAAUAUUUUUUUGAUAAAAGUCCUUCACCCAGCGAUGGGACAAAGUACCCAUCGAUGGGUUAGGGUGUUCUGG
Molecule: messenger RNA, 1157 nt
Organism: Cuscuta campestris
Lineage: Eukaryota; Viridiplantae; Streptophyta; Magnoliopsida; Solanales; Convolvulaceae
Source: the annotation of a GenBank genome assembly